AUGUUUCUUUACGUCUUAUUGUUUAUACUCGUUUUAACUUGUCAUGCUGAAGUGUUUAAAUAUAAUGGAAGUAGGGUUUUUUAAUUGGUACUGCUUUUGGUACUAUAUUUUUAAAAAUUUUUAAUGGUUUGAGUAGGUAUAGAGUUAGAGCUAAGGCUAAAGCUAGCAAUAAGGGUAGGGUCUCGCUAGAGUUAAGAUUUAGGGGUAUGCCUACGUUUAAGGCUAAAACAAGGCUAGAGCUGACGGUAAAGCCUGGGGUGCAGGAGCGUCGCUAGGGGGGGGAGGAAACCUGUACGCGAAAAAUCGAAAAAAAAAUUCUUUUUUUGGAAAAAUCGGUAAUCGGUAAAAAUAAACUUUUGGGUCUCCACCCCCCUCCCAGAAAAAAAAAAUCCGUAGCGACGUCCCUGCUGGGGUGAUUCAAAAUAAAAGUUUUAUAAAAAAAUGAAUAAUUGUAUAAUCUUUUUAGAUGUGCCAUACCUACAGACUUACUUCUCAAUACCUAAAGACAAAAUAUUUGGAGUAGAAUUGAGUUUACAGGAUUCUAAUUACUACUUUUUGAGUACAGAGUGUAAGAACUGUACCAAAAGUAAGAGCAUCAACUUUUCGUGAGGUUUUUAAAUUUUGAAUUUAAAAAAAAUUCAAAACUUUUUAAAUUUUAGACAAAAUUUUAAAAUUUUAGAAAAUAUGGUUUUGUGAAGACAAACGACUCAAGAUUCACUUACCCACACGAUGAAAUCACGUAUAGUGGCCAGAACUAUAAAGGUUCCCUAGGAACCAACAUGUUUGACUAUAAGGACGGUGAGACCGUGCCAAUUGUUGACACCCAGUCUAAGGAACACUUCGUCACAGCUUGGUCCGGCUUUUUUGGAUUAAAUUUCGAGAAUUUGUGGAAUGAAAACUGGACUUGGGAAAAGUUAUUCAACAAUAUUACAAACAAAAAGUUUAUUGUGAGGCGUGGGCCUCAUUAUCAUGUCUUGGUAGGUUAUGAACUUGCAUAAAAUUUGAGAUGGGGGUAGGGUAUAUUCACCUUCUCAUACCGUUCUUUUAGAAAAAAACCGAAGUUGACAAACAAGGUCUGCAUGGUGUAAUAGCAACCGACGUUGAUACGGUUAAAGGGUGUGGUGAAUUUACUUAUUAUGACACAAUUGACAAAGGUAUAACGCUUCAGGGAUCGUAAGUGUUUUAGGAUUUUUGAAUUUAAAAAAAAUUAUUAGGCUGUAUAAAAAAUAAUGAGCUAUAGUUCUCAUAACCAUAUAAAACUCAAUGGCUCAUUAUUUUUUAUAGUAAUAAAAUCUAAAAUAUCUGCCUUCAGAAUCAAAAUCGGUGAGAAUCUAUACCCAAAUCAGAAAAUACAAUUUUCCCUCGACGAUUUCUCCACUGUACCAACAGAUAUGUUUGAGAAGAACUACAAGUACAACAUGAAAGAAGAAGAAAUACCACCAGUCGAAGUGACAUUUGGUACCCAAAAGUUUUCGGUACCAAAAGAAAACUUUAUGUUUUAUAUCGAGGACUAUAAUGAUAUGUUACAUGUUACAGUAGGAGACAGUAAAAAUGACAUCGUCACGUUGGGUUUCGACGUUCUUAGUACCACUUGUAUCAGCUUUGCCGCUGAGGGUACCAAAAUGAAAGUAGGACUAGCUGCAGCUGAAGUGUUGGAUGAUGAUGCUAAGAUGGUACCAAGAGAAACUGGUGGUGGUACUACUACACCAGAACCAAACGCUGGAGCGUUUGGUCUUUCUGGUACUGUUGUUAUGUUUGCCAUUGUUUUUUUGUUGUUUGAUUGA
Molecule: messenger RNA, 1784 nt
Organism: Bursaphelenchus okinawaensis
Lineage: Eukaryota; Metazoa; Nematoda; Chromadorea; Rhabditida; Aphelenchoididae
Source: the annotation of a GenBank genome assembly